AUUGGGGCGAAAUUUCCCUCGCACCAAAAAGUAUCUCGAGGAACAAGAAAAACAACUUCCAAGGAGGUUCUCUUUGAUGGAUAGUGGUGUUUCUACUAGUAGGAAGCACCCUUGAAGUUGACUGCCUCGUAUCAUGGCCUCCACCGACCAUGGUGAUGGAAAUCAGUCUCCGCUUAGGGGCGCCCAAAUGCAGGAGGCCCGAAACAGGAUGGCCGACGUUGGUGAGACGUUCAACUUCCUUAAGCUGCCCUCCGACUUCCAGAAAGCGGCCUGGUGCGCGCGCGUCGACCUCCUCAAAGAAUUCCUGUCCAACCCCUUAAGGGAGGAGUUUUUGAAGCAGAGGGAGCCGCUCCUGAACUUCCCGGUUCUGCAUUUGGUGGUGUUUGGGGCGCAGCGGCACGUGGAGCGUUCUGGACCGCCUGGAGACUAUCCUCAGGCCUGCCAGCUCCUCCUAGAGGCUGGCGCCAACGUGCACGCUCGCGAUUGCAACGGUUACACCGCUCUACACCACGCAACCUCCCACCACGCCCAACUGGACCUCGCUCGCCUCCUCCUGAAACACGGCGCCGACCCCAAUGCUCGCAACCGCUUCGGCAACAACGCUCUGAUGGAGCCGGUGAUGCUCAACAACUUUGAGGCAUGCAAGCUGCUGUAUGAUGCGGGGGCCGAUCCAGAUCUGGAGGACUUUGACGGGUUUACUCCCAGGAAGACUGGGAUGUCAUACCCCGCGCUUCAAGCACUUUUUGCUCGGCGGCGAGAGGGGAGAAGUGGGGGGGAAGCACGGGGAGACGCUCCUGGAACGAACGGAAGGGAAGGGGCUGGAAGAAAGCCACGGAGACCGGAGGAUGAACUGGGGAUGAUAUAUUGCAGUUUGUGCGAAAGGAAGAUGACUCCGGUGGAAGCGAAGCGGUGCUCGGGGUGUCAUGUUCGGCCGUACUGCAGCAAGGAGUGUCAGCGGAACGACUGGAAGGAGCACAAGCUGACGUGCAGAAAGGACUCCAAGCCGCAUGAAGUCGUGGUCACGCCCGUAGUGCCGCCCGGUGUCAUGUCGAGCGUCCCCCUCAGCCAGUUCCUUGAAGAUAUGUCACGGGGGAGCGUCGCUGAAAUAAGUGCGAAAGUCAUGAAAGCGGACAAGUUUCACACUAGCACGGAGGAAACGAACGCUGCGUACGCACAGAAGGGCCGUUACUUUGUCCUGAAGGUUCAAGUUGGUAUGAACAUGCAAACGUUGAAGCCAAUUUCGAGUCAACCGAUGAUGGCGUACAACAACAGUCGAAAAUUUCAGUGUCGGAUAGAGCCGAAGGACCCGGGGCAUAAGAUCAUCUAUGACCGCAUUGCUGCCGACGGAGUCAUGGGCUUAAAGGCUUACUUUAACGCCUAUGUGAACAAGCAGAAGAAGCUGGUUAUAGUCACGAGUCCGGUGCUGCCGGCUCAGCCAUGGUGAGGUUGCAAUUGGACCCAAACAGUGUGUACUAUUUCGACGUUGCUGACAAUCAAUGCCUUAUUGAGGAUGAGAAUGAUCAAAGUCAGGUACGGUAGAUAGAUGAAGAAGGUUUAACAAUGCUACUAUACGGCCAGAUCUUUCAAUGAAGCGUGGGCCGAACCCGGCCAGCUCAUAUGACAUGGUCGUGGCAUCUUGACCACCAUCGGCCGCGCGGUUAUCCAAAAAGUCUAUGAAAUGGCCGC
Klebsormidium nitens is the source of this 1686-nucleotide messenger RNA. The record is from the annotation of a GenBank genome assembly. Lineage: Eukaryota; Viridiplantae; Streptophyta; Klebsormidiophyceae; Klebsormidiales; Klebsormidiaceae.